AGGCGGGGCCUCCCCUCGCAUCAGGACCAGUCUGGCUGCACCUGCAUCCUUAGCUCAGCGCAUCCCUGGGGCAUCUGAAGAGGCGACCGCAGCUGGCAACCGGGGACCAGACCAUCACAGGGGGCACCCGCCAGAUACCUCCCCGCUCCCCUGACCUAAGCGCUGUAGAGCGGCGGCCUCGGUUCUGAUCCAGGGUUCUCAGAGUUGUCUGACCAUUGCAACAGCCUUUACAGCAAGAGCCUCUGAUUACGACAUGGCCGAAAUCACCAAUAUCCGACCUAGCUUCGAUAUGUCACCGGUGGUGGCAGGCCUUAUCGGGGCCUCUGUCCUGGUGGUGUGUGUCUCGGUGACCGUGUUUGUCUGGACAUGCUGCCACCAGCAGACAGAGAAGAAGCACAAGAACCCACCGUACAAGUUUAUUCAUAUGCUCAAAGGCAUCAGCAUAUACCCAGAGACCCUCAGCAACAAAAAGAAAAUUAUCAAAGUGCGAAGAGACAAAGAUGGCCCUGGGAGGGAAGGUGGACACGGGAACCUGUUGGUGGAUGCAGCAGAGGCUGGCCUGCUGGGCCGAGACAAGGGUCCCAGGCCACCCAGCUCUGGAUCUUGUCUCGGCCAAUUACCCAUCAAAGUGGACUAUGGGGAAGAGCUGAGGAGCCCCAUUGCAAGCCUAACCCCCGGGGAGAGCAAAACGAGUUCUCCAUCGUCUCCAGAGGAGGACGUCAUGCUGGGGUCCCUCACCUUCUCAGUGGACUAUAACUUCCCCAAAAAAGCCCUGGUGGUGACGAUCCAGGAGGCCCAUGGGCUGCCCGUGAUGGAUGACCAGACCCAGGGCUCUGACCCCUACAUCAAAAUGACCAUCCUUCCUGACAAGCGGCACCGGGUGAAGACCAGAGUGCUGCGGAAGACCCUGGACCCUGUGUUUGACGAGACCUUCACCUUCUACGGCCUCCCCUACAGCCAGCUCCAGGACCUGGUGCUGCACUUCCUGGUGCUCAGUUUUGACCGCUUCUCUCGGGACGACGUCAUUGGGGAGGUCAUGGUGCCGCUGGCUGGGGUGGACCCCAGCACAGGCAAGGUACAGCUGACUAGGGACAUCAUCAAAAGGAACAUCCAGAAGUGCAUUAGCAGAGGGGAACUCCAGGUGUCCCUGUCGUAUCAGCCUGUGGCACAGAGAAUGACGGUGGUGGUCCUCAAAGCCAGACACUUGCCGAAGAUGGAUAUCACCGGGCUCUCAGGUAAUCCUUAUGUCAAGGUGAACGUCUACUACGGCAGAAAGCGCAUUGCCAAGAAGAAAACCCACGUGAAGAAGUGCACUUUGAACCCAGUCUUCAAUGAGUCUUUCAUCUAUGACAUCCCCACUGACCUCCUGCCCGACAUCAGCAUUGAGUUCCUCGUCAUCGACUUUGAUCGCACCACCAAGAACGAGGUGGUGGGGAGGCUGAUCCUGGGGGCGCACAGUGUCACAGCCAGUGGCGCCGAGCACUGGCGAGAGGUCUGCGAGAGCCCCCGCAAGCCUGUGGCCAAGUGGCACAGCCUGAGCGAGUACUAACCCUGUGAUCCUCGCCUCCAACCCCAGGGCCAGGCUGGGCAGGGACAUGGUGGGGAAAGAGGUGGCAGAGAGAAGCGGACUCAAAACCUCACUUUAGUUGUAGAAGAAAAUUUCUUACAAAAUAAACCCUACAAAGAACACCCCACAUGACCACAGCUGCAGAUCAGUUCGUAGAGAUGAUGAUUUCUCUCCUUGGCAAGGCACUAGCAAUUCUUUUUUUUUUUUUUUAAUGGGGAAAAAGAGAGAGGGAAAGACCUCUACAAGUUUAUAUAUAACAAUGUAACCUAUACUUGCAUGACUAAUACAAACUGAAGAAAUUAGCCUAGCUGCCAAUAUCAAGUUACAGAUUUUAAUCCAUGAAAACUGUGUUUUGUGCCGAACUGUAUUUGCUGAUUACCUGAAACUGGCCUCUUUUUAUUGGUCUUCUCUGAACAGUUACUCUCCCCACCUCCGCAAAGAAUAUUUUGCUCUUGUAAAACCUCAUAUUUUCAUUGUCCCCAUCUUUUCUUCCUAUUACCUCUGACAUCUCUGCUCUUUUAUUGAGCUCCAGGUCAGAGGUCUGUAGUAAGCCAAGAAACAAAGGUGGACUGGAUUCGGCCGGGUUUUCAGGAGAAAGACUGUUUGAGAGAUGGGGCGUUUUUGCUGUCAGCUCUCCUGCCAUGAAGGGGUAGACGGCAGCCUAUGAUUAAAUUGUGAUGAAGCACAUGGACACAUGAGACUCAUGAGGCAGCAUUAGGUUUACAAAACAAGAUGAUGUCUCUAAUGAGCGCUUUGGAAAUUCCAGCUUCAGCUAUAGGAUAGUACCAGUGAACACAUCCUGCUGAUCCCAAACACUAUUUGCAGGGAUGAGGACAAGGAGAGGAGAGAUGAGAUGGCUGCGACCUCCCUUUUGCAGCUGGAUAUGGAAGUGACAGCUAUUUCUGGUUGAUGGGUUAGAAAUCAUCAGAUGUUUGAAGAAUUAAAUUGGCCUUUGUUUUUCCAGAAAUGCUGACCCUUGAGAAGAAGCUUUAGUCUUCUCAAGUAGCUUAGGCGUGGUUAGUGGUUAGUUUUGCUUUGUAAGGCAAAGGGCCUCAAAAAUUAUUCUCCGUAAAUUUUUUUAGCAAUGACUCUUAAAAAUAGCAGUGAGACUGAGUCAUAAAGGUAACUUGGAUUCUUUCAGGACAUCUUUUCCCUCAAAACAAAGUGCUUGGUUCUUGGAACUGAUGAGGGGAACCACAGAGUUCAGCCCUCCUUCUGCCAGUGGGCACAGAGGUUGGGAGCACUCAGCAUCCUGCUGGGAUUAGAAUUCAAGUCUCUUUUUACUCCUAGUCCAGCCGUGUCUCUAAUGUUGAGACUUCUCAUGGUGGCAGAGACUUCACUGACAAUAAGUAUGCUUGGAUAGGCAGUCGAUAUUUUUGCUAGCCUGAAGAGGAACUCAAGUCAGCAGCAGCUUGAAGCAUGGCCUGAGGGAUUCGCUAAAAUUGAAGGUCCACUUCCAUGCAAGAACACCACUUUCUAACUUACUUCUGAGAAGGGAGUUAAAAAGCUGAGUCGCUGUGGAGAGUGGUGAUGUUGCCUUUGAUGUUCCCUUAGCUCUUGUGGAUUUAAAACCUAUCUGCUCCUCCCGAAUCCUUUGGUUGUUGUCUGUUUUAACCUUGAUUCUUGACAAGGCGGAGCAGGACUGAGCAGGCACAAAGCCCUCUCUGUUCUUGUCCCUGUCAGCUCCCACCCACUACAAUCUGACUCACUCUCUCACCAUCAGUUGGGUUCACACCACCACUCUCUGUCCUAUACUCCAUGGAAUGUAAAUACUGUAUCAUACGUAGAAGAAAAUAAUUUUUGUUUUCUAAAAAUGGCAUUUUGAGAUAGUUUAAUGUAAAUCUAACGAGAGCAUUCUGAAACCCCAUUAGGAAAAAAAUUUAAAUGAUUCUUCUUCAUCGCCUUAAUGUCUAAAGGUCAGAAAUUGCCGAGCAAUCCAUUUUUGUUUCCUUCCCAGAAACAAUGCAAAGCAACAGGUGGAGACAGUCUGAUCUUUGCCCUGCUGUGUGUGCCUCUGUAGCUCCUCCUGACCUAAGAAUGGGAAAACAGCCUCACCCCACUUUUCUCUCUCCCAUCUCCUUGUAGCUUUAUUCCUUGAAUUCGUUGGGUCUACUGAGUAGUGGGUAGUGAGGUGACAGGGGAGGAACCAGUAGUUCUGUAGCCUAUGAGCCGCCUCGGUGUUUUUCUCAGAAAAAAGGCCAAAAGGAAGUACAGGUUUCCUCCCUCCUACCUCAGGCCUGAUCCAUCGUGCCCUUGACUUUGCUGUCCCAAAGUUUCUUAACUGACUUGGGCUUUCACAUUUGUUCCCCCCAGAGCUAACUGAUGAGGGUGGGAGAGGCAUGCCUCCUCCUAAGAGUCAGUUGAAAGACAAGAGAGUCACAUCCUACUUUUUGCACAAGGCACUCACGGUCAGGAAUAGGUUAGGGAAUGGUCACUUCGGAUUUUCCAAGAGUCAGUUCUUCUCUGCUGACAUCUUGAUUCCUUUGGGAAGACAAGGGUUUCUCUUAAUAACAAAAGUCCCUUUAUGAGUUAUUCCUUCUUUCAGUUCUCAGUGGAGCACAGCCAAGAGGUGCGUGCUUAGAAACAGUGCUCUAGGUAUGAACACAGACAGAACUGGUUUGCGGGACAGGGGCAGCUUGCUCAGGAGAGGGGAUAAUGCAAGUCCUUUUUCUUGGAAGGCUUUUAUUAUGGCCAGGAUAGUGACAUUUCCCUCACCAUGAUCCUUCUCCAGUGUGGUUGUCUUUCUUUACCUUGUGUCUUCUCUUGUAAAAAUGAAACUCAAGAAUAAAAUAAACGUUGUCAAAUUAAAAAAGAAAAAUCUGAAAACGCUAACAUGAAUCGUGUGAAAUUGCAUAAUGCCGUAACGCUAACCUACAAUAUGUAAUGCUAUCUUGUAUGUUGAAUUUGUUAAUGCACCGCACAAGUGCAAAAUAAAAACCGAUUCCCAUUAAAUAGAAA
Messenger RNA from Myotis daubentonii (Daubenton's bat), 4525 nucleotides. It is a transcript of the gene SYT11, whose product is annotated as synaptotagmin 11. Gene Ontology annotation, biological process: vesicle fusion; calcium ion-regulated exocytosis of neurotransmitter. NCBI's taxonomy places the organism in Eukaryota, Metazoa, Chordata, Mammalia, Chiroptera, Vespertilionidae. Gene Ontology annotation, cellular component: exocytic vesicle; axon; synapse. The record is from RefSeq and is a predicted model, not a curated record. Gene Ontology annotation, molecular function: calcium-dependent phospholipid binding; SNARE binding; phosphatidylserine binding.